Molecule: messenger RNA, 967 nt
Organism: Eucalyptus grandis
Lineage: Eukaryota; Viridiplantae; Streptophyta; Magnoliopsida; Myrtales; Myrtaceae
Source: RefSeq, a predicted model, not a curated record
GGCAUUCUCAUAUAGAUGCCUCUCGUCGCCAUUUCAUUCCACUCGUUCAAAUCCCGGAGUUUCAGCUGGAAGUACGACGUGACCGACGAUGGUCGAUCGCGAAGACCCAUGGCUGGCGCGCGACAAGCUGUACCACGUCCUCUUCUGCCUCUCCCUCACCCUCCUCUUCUCUCGCCUCGCCUCCCUCGCCCGCCCCUCCCUCCUCCGCCGCCGCUCCUCCUCGUCGGAUCCGUCGCCUCCCCUCCUCGCCGGCGCCGCCAAGGAGGCCGCCGACCACCUCGGCGUCUUCCCCUCCGACGGCGCCUCCGCCAAGGACGCCCUCGCCGACGUCCUGGGCGUCCUCAUCGCCGCCUCCGCCCUCUCCCUCUGCCGCCGCAGGUCCUCGACCCGACCCGCGCCGGAAUUGGGUCAGCACGGUGUUGCGUCCAUGGUUUGACUCGUUUGAGCGGGUAGCUGGGUUCGAUUGCUUCGUUUUGGGGGAUAAUUUGUGGCCUUCUUUUAAUGUCGAUCUGAAUGCUACGUCGGAGAAGGAUAUUUCUGAAGCUCUGAAAUGCUGGAUCUUUCGGCGAGGCAUUCGAAGAAAGCUUGAAUUUUGAGCUCCACAAAGCGCACCGAGAAUGGGGGCAGUGAGGUAAAUCCAGAUGGCUCUGUAGUUUCCUGCUGCUAUGGCCGGUCCCAAUGUCCUUGCUGGAUUCAUUGAAGCUCCUGUGGUUGGCCUGUGCAAUGAAACAAAAGGAGAUGCCCCUGUGACUGAUAUUGAGUUCUACGUCCCAUAGUUUUCAACUCAACUAUAUUCUCUUUUUCCUUUCUCUGGUUUGUUAGUCUUAUCCCUUUUAGUGGUUUUAUGAAUCUGUAUGAGCUUGAGCUAAGGACGAAAAGUAAGUUUUAUCAUUUUUAUUCAUCAGUACCCAAAGAGAGGUUUUUAUUCUUAUUGCUAUCAAUAUGCUUUCAUGCUCUCUUUUUUUUC